Molecule: messenger RNA, 2193 nt
Organism: Sphenostylis stenocarpa
Lineage: Eukaryota; Viridiplantae; Streptophyta; Magnoliopsida; Fabales; Fabaceae
Source: the annotation of a GenBank genome assembly
AUGGUUGUGAGCGGAGGGAAGGGCCUCAAGCGCGCCGCAAAGAAGAGAGUCACCGCCGAUUUCUACGACUUCCUCACGUUCCCCACGUCGUCCCUCGCCGACGCGGAGAACUUCGCCGGCGGGCCCUUCCGCUCCAACGUCCGCUCCUUCCUAACCAAGCACGCGCUGCUUCCGCCGCCGUCUGCGUUGUUCCCGCACCUGCUGACGUGGCAGAUACUCUUCCGCGUUGGCGAGCUCACCGAAGGCCUUGACUCGCCGGUGGUGUGCCUCGACGUCGUGGAGGAAGACGUCGCCAGAUCUAGAUCCGUGUACUGUGAUCAGUGCCGAGUUUUCGGUUGGAGCGGCCAUCCAGUGUGCGGAAAACGUUACCAUUUUAUAAUCAAAGCCGAUGGAAGCUCCAUUGGUGGGUACCACAAGCCGUGUAUGUGCUGUGGAGACAUCUUGCAUUUGUCAGAAUCCAAAUGCAAGUCUUGCAACCACGUGACUACCAGUGAUGAUGUCGAAGACUGGGUGUACCACCAAUUAGAGAACACUACUCAUCUUUUACAUGGCGUUGUCCAUGCCAAUGGAUAUGGGCACCUUCUUCGGGUUAAUGGCAGAGAAGGGGGCUCUAGAUUUCUUUCUGGUUGUCAUAUAAUGGAUUUCUGGGAUCGCCUAUGCAAGACUCUUGGAGUCAGAAAAGUUAGUGUCAUGGAUGUUUCAAAGAAAUAUGGGCUAGAGUACCGCUUGCUGCAUGCCAUUGUGAAGGGACACCCAUGGUAUGGUGACUGGGGUUAUAGAUUUGGCUCGGGUAGCUAUUGUCUCACGCAUGAAGCAUACAAGUCUGCUGUUGAAAACCUAUCGAAUCUACCCUUGUCCACCUUUUCUCAGGGACAGAUGCCAAUGCCUCAUUCUCGUGUGCAGGACAUGAUCAAAUAUUUCCAGUCUUUGUCAGAGCAUGAGCUUGUAAAUAUAAGAGAUCUCUUUUGUUUCAUAAUGGGUUUGAUUGGUGAUGCUCGCAAGACUGUAUCAAAUAUAGAUGACACAACCUGUAGAAAGCGUCGUUUUAAUGCUUGUGGAUUGUCAAUUUCUUGGGAGAAGGCAGACAUUGAACGUGUGGAGCAGGCUAUGAUUAGAGUGCUUCGUGCGGUGUCUGAGUCUAAGUGGGUGAACUGGCGGGCUCUCAGGGGUGCGGCCUGCAAGGUGGGCUCUCCAGAGCUGCUUGAUUAUUGCCUGGGAGAACUGGGAGGAAAAAUGGUUUAUGGUGGAAUGGUUGUUAAUAGCCGAUGCAAUCCUCAAACUGGAGUUUACGAAUUCAGACUCGAGGCUGCUACUGGUGCUUGUUAUGGAACUUUAGCGAACAAUAAUUCCUCAGGCUCGAAGUAUCCAUCUGAAGAAAACCUGCUACAAUGCUUGAGAUAUUUAUACGACUCCUUGCUUCAUCCUCAGAUGAUGAUAAACUACGUUGAAGCAGGGACAAGGACUCUUGCCAUGAGCUCAGCUCAAAAGCUUUUCGACUGCAAGCAAUUUGUAAAAGAUUAUGGUCCUGAGUUGUUGCAAUUGUCAGAUUUGCACAAGUUACGAAUAUCAUGCCAGGUUGAACUAGUAGAUGAAUCUGAAGAUUCAGAAGCUGUAGCUCCACCAGAAUUAAUUGUCCUGCCCAUGAACGCCACUGUGGCCGAGCUUAAAAAUCAAGCAGCGAAUGCUUUUCAAGAUGUAUAUCUAAUGUUCAGAAGAUUUCAAGUUGAUGAGCUAGUAGGCUAUAGCGGUGUUGACGAUUCCACCCAGGUCAAGCUCUUGUUAGGAUCGAAAGACGUAGUUUCUGUCCGAGGAAGAUGCAUUGGGAAGAAUGGGCUGAGCAAGUUCCGAAUGGAACGGGGACUUGAGAGGUGGACUGUAGAUUGCAGCUGUGGGGCUAAGGAUGACGAUGGGGAGAGAAUGCUGGCGUGCGAUAUAUGUGGUGUGUGGCGGCACACUAGGUGUUCUGACAUCCAUGAUAUUGAUCCUGUUCCUGCACGUUUUGUUUGCCUGAAAUGUCAAAACUCUGAAUCCAAACUCAAAUCUGGUGGGCACUGCAAAGAUGAGACUGUGACUAACGUUAGUACUAGUAGUAAUUGUUUCGGAAAAAGCUUCCCAGUGCCAUCUGAUAUAGGGCUUAGCGAUAGGUUCAGCGACAGGGCAUGUCUUGUUCAUAUUUCAGCUGCUCCACCGUAG